Messenger RNA from Poeciliopsis prolifica (blackstripe livebearer), 1486 nucleotides. It is a transcript of the gene sod2, whose product is annotated as superoxide dismutase 2, mitochondrial. The transcript has 5 exons. Lineage: Eukaryota; Metazoa; Chordata; Actinopteri; Cyprinodontiformes; Poeciliidae. Gene Ontology annotation, molecular function: superoxide dismutase activity; metal ion binding. Gene Ontology annotation, cellular component: mitochondrion. The record is from RefSeq and is a predicted model, not a curated record. Gene Ontology annotation, biological process: superoxide metabolic process. Bases 101 to 778 code for a protein of 225 amino acids.
GUUAGGCUGUCAACUUGAAGUUACACAUUUCAAGGGCAGUUUCAAUUACUUAUUGGUCUGAGCACACGUUACUGUACUCUUGCACGGAGUUAUAAGAAACAUGCUUUGCAGAGCUGGAGAAAUACGCAGGUGUGCUGCCAGCCUCAGCCAAAGCAUUUGUAAGAUAGCUGCAUCUAGGCAGAAGCACACACUUCCUGAUCUGACAUACGACUAUGGCGCGCUGGAGCCUCACAUCAAUGCAGAGAUAAUGCAGCUUCACCACAGCAAGCAUCAUGCCACAUAUGUUAACAACCUUAAUGUUACAGAGGAAAAAUAUGAGGAGGCUCUCGCAAAGGGAGAUGUGACUGCACAAGUUGCCCUUCAGCCUGCUUUAAAGUUUAAUGGAGGUGGCCACAUUAACCACACCAUCUUUUGGACGAAUCUCUCACCAAAUGGUGGCGGUGAACCCCAAGGGGAGCUGAUGGAGGCCAUCAAACGGGACUUUGGCUCCUUCCAGAAGAUGAAAGAGAAGAUGGCAGCUGUCACCGUAGCUGUUCAGGGCUCAGGCUGGGGAUGGCUCGGUUACGACAAGGAGAGCGGACGACUUCGCAUUGCUGCUUGUGCUAAUCAAGAUCCACUGCAGGGCACUACAGGUCUCAUCCCUCUCCUUGGCAUUGACGUAUGGGAGCAUGCCUACUAUCUCCAGUACAAAAAUGUGCGCCCUGACUAUGUGAAGGCUAUCUGGAAUGUAAUCAACUGGGAGAACGUGCACGAACGUCUACAGAUUGCCAAAAAGUAGAAAAGGCUCCUUAGUGCCCAUUAGCACCUAUUAUGAAAACCUUUCAAAUAAUAGAUAUAAAAAACAUUUUUGGUUAACAGCACUUGCCAUUCAAAGAUGUCUGUAGCAUUCAUAAAAAUAAAUGGUUCAAAGUGCUUUGCUGUUCAAAACAAACCACAUCCCCUUUAAUUAAGGAAAGAUCUGAAAACCAAAGACUUCUGCAAAUGCAAAUCACCAGAGUCUUGUUAAAGCGCACAAAAACUGGCCACCUUUUGACAUAGAACCUGUCUCUUGUUUUUCAUACCCAACUAACUGGUGCCACAGGGGUGCAUACUUAAAAUGGUGUGGUGACAUAGGGGCUUAGCACAACCCACGGAUGGAGGCCUUAGUCCUCGACGCGGCUGUCGCGGGUUCAACCUCUGGCCCCGACGACAUUUGCCACAUAUCUUCCCUUCUCCAUUCCCUCUUUCCUGUCAGCUUACUUUAAAAAAAAUACAGGCCACUAGAGCCAACAAAAUCCUUGGGAGAAAAUGUGUUUUUUCCAAAUCAGUGACACUAGGAUCAGACAAUAUAACUGCUGUCCAUGUUUUUGAUGUAAUAUAAUAAAAUAGUGUUUCAAUUGUACAAGCUUGACUUCUAUGUUUUACAAAUUGUCCUAGACAUUACACUUGCUAAUGUAUGGAUUACCAGCAAUGAAUGAAUAACUGAAUAAUUCAUACUGAAAUCGGA